Molecule: messenger RNA, 3150 nt
Organism: Punica granatum (pomegranate)
Lineage: Eukaryota; Viridiplantae; Streptophyta; Magnoliopsida; Myrtales; Lythraceae
Source: RefSeq, a predicted model, not a curated record
AUUGCUGGGUUACACUCAUCAGCUGUCGCUUUCUCACUAAUAUUCUCAAAAAUGGGAAUCCAUCAAAGCCAACCCCAAUUAGAAAUGCAAGCAGCAAGCGGAGUGGUUCACCAAAAGAAUAGCCUUUUCAAAUAUUCUGAAACUUGACCAUCUUCUGGUUCGAAUCAUUAGCCAGUUCAUAUGAUAUGCCUUCCUCUGUUUUUCUUCCCUUGUCUUGAUCUCCACUCUCUCAUAUAACAAGUUCAGCGCCCCCCGUGGCUGAGCUUUUCCAGCACAGAGGUGUGUCAAUGCGCCAAACAUUCAUAGCAUGAGACUGUAACCGAGCCAGUCAUAUUAAUGGGUUUGUUGUGAGUGCUCAGAGAGAGGUGAUAGCGUCUGUGAGUUCCUUUAAGUUAGGUGAGGCAAAGACGGGAACUUGGUCCCGGGGUUCUCUGCUCCUGCGACAAAACGAAAUUCUGGGCCUCACAAGUCUUUCCUUUCAUGUGACUCUCUUUCUCUGCCUGUCAAGAUUUCCUCACCCUCCUUUACAGCUAUUCAGAACCACCAUGCUUGUCGUUUCACAUGUUUCUCCUGGAACUGAGUACGGGGAGGGCCUUUAUUUAGAUCGUGUGGUCGAUCGCCGAAAAGACAAAGAUUUCGUGUGGUUGGGCUUUGAGGGCACUCUAUAUUUGCUCUGAUAGGCUGCUAUUCCUCUGCAGCUUACAGCCUCUCACUCGUAGUUGUAGCAACUGGGGCAUUUCAUCUAGUCGAGUCUAAUGGCUUCUGAUCGGUCGAAGUCAGUCAGAUUUACAGAUGAUUUUGAGGAAGCGGAGUUCACCCAACCUAACAAGGCAGGCCGUAUCUCCAGUUUUACCAGUAAGAUCAAAGGAGGACACCAUAUGCCUGAGUUUUGGCCCAAUAAGGCUGAUAGUUCUGCUAUUGGGAAGUUCCCUCGGGUAAAAGAACUGUCCCGAGUUUUUUCUGAGGACUACGAUGUGGUGGACGUCGAAAUUCUUGAUCCACGCGGAACCUUAGUUAACAGCUGGAACAAGAUCUUCUUGGUGGCAUGCUUGGUUUCGCUCUUUGUUGACCCGCUUAUCUUUUACCUCCCAAGGGCCAGCAGGGAUUUCUGUAUUCAUAUGUCGAUUCCCCUUGAAGUGACUCUCACAGUGAUUCGGUCUGUGGUUGAUGCUUUUUACGUGAUUCAGAUCUUUGUUCGGUUCAGAACAGCCUAUGUAGCCCCAUCCUCUCGUGUAUUCGGUAGAGGGGAGCUCAUUUUAGACCGCUCCAAGAUUGCUUCAAGGUACAUCCGAAGGAACUUCUGGCCCGAGCUUGUGGCUUCUCUACCUCUACCUCAGGUUCUGAUGUGGCUUGUGAUUCCGAACUUGAGGGGCUCAACUGUUGUCACUUCCAAGAACUUGGUUCGCUUCAUCAUCAUUUUCCAGUACCUGUUAAGGCUAUAUCUUCUAUUCCCCCUCUCGUCCCAAAUUGUCAAUGCAACCGGAGUUGUAACCCAGACUGCUUGGGCGAGCGCUGCGUAUAAUCUCGUGCUAUUCAUGCUCGCAAGUCAUGUUUUGGGAGCCAGCUGGUACCUCUUGUCGGUCGAGAGACAGGAGGAGUGUUGGAAGAAAGUGUGUGAUGAGGCAAAACUACCUUUCUGCCAUUACUGGUACUUGGACUGCAGCAGCACUGGGGACUCCAGUAGGGCUUCCUGGGUGCAAUCGAGCAAUAUAUCGGGCGUAUGUAAUCCUGAUGGUGGGUCCUUCCAAUUCGGCAUUUAUGCCGACGCGUUAACUCAUGGAGUCACUGACUCGAGGUUCUUUAACAAGUACUUCUACUGCCUGUGGUGGGGCUUGAGGAAUCUAAGCUCUCUUGGACAGAAUCUCUUGACGAGCACUUAUGUUGGAGAAAUAAUCUUUGCCAUCAUCAUCGCAAUUCUGGGGCUGGUUCUCUUCGCUCUGCUGAUUGGGAAUAUGCAGACUUACCUACAAUCGACAACAGUUCGUCUUGAAGAGUGGAGGAUACGGAGAACAGACACUGAGCAGUGGAUGAAGCAUAGGCAGCUUCCCUAUGAGCUGAAGCAGAGCAUUCGGAAGUACGACCAAUACAGAUGGGUCACAACUCGAGGAGUCGAUGAGGAAGCUAUCCUAAAAGGCCUCCCGUUGGACCUCCGAAGAGAGAUUAAGCGUCACCUCUGCCUCAACUUAGUUAGACAGGUGCCGCUGUUCGAUCAAAUGGACGACAGGAUGCUAGACGCGAUUUGUGAGAGGCUGAAGCCUGCCUUGUGCACCCCAGGCACUUGUGUGGUCCGUGAAGGCGAUCCUGUGAACGAGAUGCUUUUCAUCAUCCGGGGGCAUUUGGACUCCUACACAACCAAUGGCGGUCGAACUGGGUUCUUCAACUCAUGCCGCAUUGGCCCGGGAGACUUCUGUGGAGAGGAACUGCUCACAUGGGCCCUGGACCCCCGCCUGAGUGCUGCCCUCCCCUCAUCUACCCGCACCGUGGAGGCCAUAAGUGAGGUCGAGGCCUUUGCCCUCGUGGCCGAGGACCUCAAGUUCGUGGCCUCGCAGUUCCGGAAGCUCCAUAGCAAGCAGCUCAGGUACACGUUCCGGUUCUACUCGCACCAGUGGAGGACCUGGGCAGCAUGCUUCAUCCAGGCAGCGUGGUUUCGAUACAGGAGGCAUAAGGAGGCAGCUGAGCUCAAGAAGAGAGAGAGCUUCACGGCCUCUGCUCUCGAGCCCAUGACCGCAGAAAACACUAAGGCCAUGCUGCCCAGAACGGGCUCCGGAUUUGUGCAGUACGCAUCCAGACUGGCAACUAGCACAAGGAGGGGAGGGAGCCAACGCUGCAGGGUCGACUUGAAUAUCAUCAGCUCGUUGCAGAAGCCGACUGAUCCUGACUUCUCGGUUGAAGAUCGCUGAUUAGCCUGAUAGCAAAUGUGAAUGAGAUCGCUGUCUGUAUAGCAGCUAGCAAGUUUCACCGUACGAUCCUCAUUUGAAACUAAGAUCAUUCUUUUGUAUAGAUCCGUACGUAAUAUGGAUUUAGGCUAGUUUAACUCGACACGAUUAAAUGUACAUGUCGGAAAUGUUAAAAACUUCAAUCAUUCACUUGGAGGGAGAAUUCUCCCAAGUUAUGUGAUUCGUUAUAUUGAUGCAAAUGACUCGAUGCAAA